Molecule: messenger RNA, 1578 nt
Organism: Chaetura pelagica (chimney swift)
Lineage: Eukaryota; Metazoa; Chordata; Aves; Apodiformes; Apodidae
Gene: SLC37A1
Product: solute carrier family 37 (glucose-6-phosphate transporter), member 1
Exons: 18
Coding region: 1-1578 (525 amino acids)
Biological process (GO): glucose-6-phosphate transport; phosphate ion transmembrane transport
Cellular component (GO): endoplasmic reticulum membrane
Molecular function (GO): glucose 6-phosphate:phosphate antiporter activity
Source: RefSeq, a predicted model, not a curated record
AUGGCUCGGCUUCCUCCUGGGAUUCGCUUUAUCACUUCAUUUUCACGAGAUCAGUGGUAUAGAGCCUUCAUUUUUGCUCUCACUUUCUUGUUGUAUGCCAGCUUCCAUUUAUCAAGGAAACCUAUUAGUAUAGUUAAGGGGGAGCUGCAUAAGCAUUGUGCUGCUUCACAUGAAGUUGAACUCAGCUCCUACAAAGAAGAUGCUGCCCAGAUUCAGCCUGUCAAAAAAACAUCUAACAUGUCUCAGUGUGGUUGGGAGCCAUUUGAUAAGAACAACUACAAACAGUUACUAGGAGCGCUGGAUUAUUCAUUUCUAUGUGCAUAUGCAGUUGGAAUGUAUUUAAGUGGAAUUAUAGGAGAACGGCUCCCUAUCCGGUACUAUCUGACAGUUGGGAUGCUUGCUAGCGGACUCUUCACUGCAAUGUUUGGACUGGGUUAUUUCUAUAAUGUACACAAUCUGUGGUUUUACAUAGUGGCUCAGAUAGCUAAUGGGUUGGUGCAAACUACUGGCUGGCCGAGUGUCGUUACAUGUAUUGGCAACUGGUUUGGAAAAGGAAGGAGAGGUUUGAUUAUGGGAAUCUGGAAUUCACACACUUCAGUGGGAAAUAUCUUGGGAUCCUUAAUUGCUGCUUACUGGGUGUCUGCAUGCUGGGGUCUCUCCUUCGUGGUGCCUGGUGUGAUCAUUGCUGUGAUGGGGAUUGUUUGUUUCCUGUUUCUUAUUGAACAUCCUAAAGAUAUAAGUUGUUCCUGCAAACCAUCCAGUAUUUCUAAAACCGUCCUGAAUGGUGCAUCUCGAUUCAGAGUCCAGAUGCCGACCUUAAAUGCUAAGGAAACCAGCAAGCCCCAGGAUCCAGAGAUGCAGCAUUUACUGACUGACAGUGAAAACUGCAGUGUGUCACUGAACUCCAGCACUGUUGCAGGCACUGGGGAGGGCAGACAUGGGACAUCAGCUAUCAGCUUCCUUGGAGCCUUGCGAAUACCUGGAGUCAUAGAGUUCUCCCUUUGUCUUCUGUUUGCAAAGCUGGUGAGCUAUACUUUCCUCUUCUGGCUUCCUCUCUAUAUCACAAAUGUGGAACAUCUUGAUGCCAAAAGAGCUGGGGACCUUUCUACACUGUUUGAUGUGGGUGGAAUCUUUGGUGGAAUUUUGGCAGGCCUGAUUUCUGACAGGCUGGAGAAGAGGGCGUCAACCUGUGGAAUGAUGUUACUGCUUGCAGCACCCACAUUGUACAUGUUCUCUGCAAUCAGUAAAAUGGGCCUUGAGGCUACUGUAUUGAUGCUGCUUAUCAGUGGUGCCCUGGUGAAUGGCCCAUAUGCACUGAUCACCACUGCUGUCUCUGCUGACUUGGGUACCCAUAAAAGCCUGAAAGGGAAUGCAAGAGCCUUGUCCACAGUGACAGCGAUCAUUGACGGAACGGGAUCUGUAGGUGCAGCUUUGGGGCCUCUCUUAGCUGGUCUUAUUUCCCCAUCUGGUUGGAACAACGUGUUUUACAUGCUCAUGGUGGCAGAUGCGUGUGCCUUGCUAUUCUUACUCCGUCUUAUUGAGAAGGAGCUUCGGUGUUACACAGAUCGUACCCUGUAA